Molecule: messenger RNA, 2568 nt
Organism: Odontomachus brunneus
Lineage: Eukaryota; Metazoa; Arthropoda; Insecta; Hymenoptera; Formicidae
Gene: Vha55
Product: V-type proton ATPase subunit B
Exons: 4
Coding region: 115-1602 (495 amino acids)
Biological process (GO): proton transmembrane transport; ATP metabolic process
Cellular component (GO): proton-transporting V-type ATPase, V1 domain
Molecular function (GO): proton-transporting ATPase activity, rotational mechanism; ATP binding
Source: RefSeq, a predicted model, not a curated record
UCGUUCUUCUCGCGGCACGGCGGAACAGUAUCUUCUGCUGUUCCGUGGAGUCAGCAGUGGCAGCGGCGACGGCUGAUCACGCACUUGUGAAACUGAGACGAAGACGACACCGAGAUGUAUCCGAAGACGAUCAGUGGCCACCAAGCGAGCCAGGAACACGUACUCGCCGUGUCCCGGGACUUCAUCGCGCAGCCCCGACUCACGUAUAAGACAGUGUCUGGAGUAAACGGUCCAUUGGUGAUAUUGGACGAGGUGAAGUUCCCAAAGUAUGCUGAGAUCGUACAAUUGAAGCUCGCAGAUGGCUCUCUACGUUCUGGUCAAGUACUCGAGGUGUCCGGCUCUAAAGCCGUGGUCCAAGUCUUCGAGGGCACAUCGGGUAUCGACGCGAAAAACACUCACUGCGAGUUCACCGGUGAUAUUCUGCGGACCCCCGUGUCUGAGGACAUGUUGGGUCGUGUGUUCAACGGCUCAGGCAAACCGAUCGAUAAAGGUCCGCCGAUUCUGGCGGAGGACUACUUGGAUAUCCAAGGACAGCCUAUCAAUCCGUGGUCCCGUAUUUAUCCGGAGGAGAUGAUUCAAACCGGAAUAUCAGCCAUCGACGUUAUGAACUCCAUUGCCCGUGGUCAGAAAAUCCCCAUUUUCUCUGCUGCUGGUCUGCCACAUAAUGAGAUCGCCGCACAAAUCUGUCGUCAAGCGGGCCUCGUAAAGUUGCCCGGCAAGUCCGUUUUGGACUCGCACGAGGACAACUUCGCCAUUGUGUUCGCAGCUAUGGGCGUUAACAUGGAGACGGCGCGUUUCUUCAAGCAAGACUUCGAAGAGAAUGGCUCCAUGGAGAAUGUGUGCCUCUUCUUAAACUUGGCCAACGACCCGACGAUCGAGAGAAUCAUCACGCCGCGUCUCGCCCUGACCGCGGCCGAGUUCCUGGCGUAUCAAUGCGAGAAACAUGUCCUGGUCAUCCUCACCGACAUGUCGUCGUAUGCCGAAGCGUUGCGAGAGGUGUCGGCCGCUCGCGAGGAGGUGCCGGGUAGACGCGGUUUCCCCGGUUACAUGUACACCGAUCUGGCGACUAUCUACGAGCGCGCCGGCCGUGUGGAGGGCCGCAAUGGUUCCAUCACGCAGAUCCCGAUUCUCACUAUGCCGAACGACGACAUCACUCACCCGAUUCCCGAUCUGACCGGAUACAUCACGGAGGGUCAGAUCUACGUUGACCGUCAGCUGCACAACAGACAGAUCUAUCCACCUGUGAACGUACUGCCAUCUCUAUCGCGUCUCAUGAAGUCCGCUAUUGGCGAAGGCAUGACGCGAAAAGAUCAUUCUGAUGUGUCUAAUCAGCUGUACGCUUGUUACGCCAUCGGAAAGGACGUGCAAGCCAUGAAAGCCGUCGUGGGAGAGGAAGCAUUGACGCCGGACGACUUACUUUAUCUGGAAUUCUUAUCAAAGUUCGAAAAGAACUUCAUCUCGCAGGGUAGCUACGAAAACCGCACGGUGUUCGAGUCGUUGGACAUCGGCUGGCAGCUGCUGCGAAUCUUCCCCAAGGAGAUGCUCAAACGAAUCCCAGCCAGCACUCUCGCAGAAUUCUACCCGAGGGACUCCCGUCAUUAAUCGCCGUUUAUUUAAGAGUCUAGCCUUAUACCCAUGUAACCUCCUGCUCACAAUUUUGUUUUAAUCCUUAAGCCGUAAGAAAUUAAUCAUAGUUGAUUAUUCUUAAAAUAAUUGACUGUGGUUAGAGUCAAUUUCUUACGGCUUAAAAAUUAAAGCAAGAUUGUGAACAAGGAGUAAGAUCAAGUCAUCGGAGUUUGAAAUGAAACGGCGAAAAGUACGCGUUAUAUCUCACGCCUGCGGCCCUCUGUUCAUUCGACACUGUUUAGAACAAAGGAAAAUUAAUUAUCCUCGCGUAUUCACAGAGUACAUCGACGUAAUUUGAUAAGAGAACAAUUUAACUGGCGCUUGCUUUUAUUGUAAGAAAAAGUAAAAGAGAAAUGAGAAAGAAAAAGAGAGAAAGAAAGAGAGUAACUCGCUCUGUUACACACUAUAAAUAUUAACAGUACAAGCUACAGGAUCGUUUCUCUUUUUUGAUGUUGUGCAAUGAAAGUGUAAAGUAAAUAUCGUGUUGAGAAAUUGAGUGAGGAAAUUGACCUAGCUCGGAAUUCUACGGACGGAUCUGUAGUCGCGGUUCCGGUGCUGUGCGUGUUGUCUAUCAUGGUAAUAAAAACUGUGAAUAUAUCGUUUCAAUUUUAACGCAUGCCUCUCGUGCUUAGAGCAGUGCUCGCCCACACUAAGCCGACAAUUGUAAAGUGUAAUAUAUCAUUCAGUAUUAACAUAGAUGAAAAGUAUAGCGGGACACGUAGUUGGCGAAUACGUGGUAUUUCCCUACAUUCCACUUGCGAAAUUCACAUAUAACAUGUUUUAUGCGUUUGAACCAAAUCCAAGGGAAAGAUGUUUAACACCACAUGUACAGAUACUUAUUUAGAGGAUGUUCUGAGUGAAACCUUACUGUGCAUUGUCUCUGCGAAAGGCAAGAUGUAUAUGUUAGAAAUAGAGAAUUAAAGGAACAUUGUUGUCUUUGAA